UUAGUUUUUUGUAUGUUCUCACUUAUCUGAACUGUUAUUUUUAAAAACUUUGCUUUUCAUUAUUAGCCUAUAUAUGAGUAAAGUUAGUCUUGUAAUGGUGAAUUCUCUGAUGUAACUCUAGAUGGCGCACGAGUACUGGUGUAUAUGGCCUACUCAUUCUUGCAGUGGUCAAAUCCCACACAUUCAGUUUCGUUUCAGAGGAUGUUUAUAUUGUACGGAACCCCGGAAGGGGUGUAGUUUUUUUUUUUUUAGUUUUUUUUUUACUUUUCUAAAGAUGGAUAGAAAGUGCGAUCAUGGGCCACAGCCCUAACCAGCAGGUGGCGGUAACGCACCUACAAGUUAUAUGCCAACCGCCAACAAACUCAUGAGAAGAAGAAGUACAGAGCCAUAACAAGAUUUGGCCGUUUUAGAUAGAGGACUUCGCUUUUUGAUUUUAUAAAAAACAAUCAAAUUAGCUCUGCUUCUUUUACCGUAAUUCGAGGAUGUGGUGUAUGUGCAUGACAUUACAGAGGACAUAACGUUUAAAAUCCUAAUUAUAGUUGGAGGUCAUUCGUGUUCCACAACUUUAUCAUCAUGAUGAGAUGCGCGCCGGUGCUGUUUCUUUUACCAGUUUUCGCUAUCGGUGUCCCCAGAUUUGAUGAAAUGACGAUUGUGUCUGUGUCAAAGGGAGACUCUGUUGUUCUGCACACUAAUAUUACUGAAAUACAGAAAUAUGAAGAGAUCGUAUAUAGAUUUAAAAAGGAACAUGUUAUUGCCAGAAUCAUAAAAGAUAAACAGAUCUUCUCUACAUUUGACAAUGAAGCCGAUGGGAUCUUUAAAGGCAAACUGCACCUGAAUCGGAAUGGAAAUCUCAUCAUCACUAAUAUCGGACCGAACACCUCUGGAAUAUAUGAGCUGGAUGUCAAGGGGAAAUAUCACACAUUACACAAUUCAUUCAAUGUGACCAUCAGAGAUGGAGAGAAUCAGCUGUCAGUGAAGAUGGGAGAUUCUGUCAUUCUAGAAUCUGGUGUUGAAUUAGACGAUGAUGACCUGGUACAAUGGAGACUUGAAGACUUUGUCAUAGCAGAAAUCAACCAAACAGCUCAUUCCUAUGUUCAUGAUGAGAGAUUCAGAGAUAGACUGAGGGUGGAUAAUGAGACUGGAUCUCUGAUCAUUGACAACAUCAGAAACACAGACUGUGGAGUUUAUCACCUCGACAUCAUGGGCAGCCGGCAUGUCAUAUUCAAGAAAAUCAUUCUGUCUGUCUGUUGUAACAAAGAUCUGGAGAUUGACCCUUGGAGACUGCCAUUCUUUGUUGUUUCUCCACUGCUGGCACUUACUAUUUUAAUUCUUGUGGUGUGCUGUUGCAAGAGAAUAUGCAAACAAAAAGAUCAGAAGAAAUUCAAAAAUAGAGGAGGAGAAAAGCGUCAGACGAUCUGAUGGGAUCCUGUAAGAUCAGCAAAUAUCUACCACAGUGUAUCCAUUUUAAGCAAAUUAC
Messenger RNA from Danio rerio (zebrafish), 1477 nucleotides. NCBI's taxonomy places the organism in Eukaryota, Metazoa, Chordata, Actinopteri, Cypriniformes, Danionidae. The record is from RefSeq and is a predicted model, not a curated record.